CAACAUGCAAUGGAAAAUAGGUUUUGUUGGUGAGAAAGAAAUGACUGUCACAGCAUGAGGACAAGGAAAAGAUCGCAACUUUUCAGACAGAGAGAGAGAGCACAGCACAGCAUGAAGCAUAGCUACAACCAUGAUUCCCUUUUCUGGCUUUUCACUCUCAUCAUCAUCAUCUUCUUCUUCUUCACCAUGCUACGCACAAGCAGUAGCACUCGUGUCGUGCUUUUUACUGCUCCAACAUUAGCAUAAAAUCCAAAUAAGAGUCCAAACAAAACACUACCCUGAACUAAUAACACAACUUGAACUAGAACUAGAACUAGAACUAGAACUAGAACUAGAACUAGAACUAGAACUACCAUUUUCACCACACUUCCUACCAGUCUUCCUCUCUUUCCAACCAGUCUCACUCUCUCACACCACUUCAUUAACUCCAACUACAUUCCCAUUCUCAUUCUCAUUCAUUAAACAACAUGUCUUCAACCUUCAUCACUCUCCUCGUUUUAUGCCUUUUUCUCGGUUCUUGUUUGGCACAGCCUCGCCGUGUCCUCCACCAACCACUCUUCCCAAGAGUGGCUACCCCUCCAACACAACCACCUCAACCCCAACCCCAACCCAGACACCACCAACACACACAACCCAAGCUUCCAUUUUCAUCUUCUUCAUCGUCUUCUCCUCCACCGCACAAAUCUUUCUUCCCUUCUCCUUCCUUCCGCUCGCCGCCCCUCCCUCCUCCGCCGCCCGUCGCCACCACCUUCCCCGCCAACAUCUCCUCCCUCCUCCUCCCCCCCUCCGGAUCGGACAGCCUCCGCCUCUUCCCGCCCUCCGACGCCGCCGAAACGAAACCCCCCGCGACGGAGCUCCUCUACCUCGGCACGGUGGCCAACUCCGUCAACCCCGCAACGGACUCCAUCUCCAGCCACGACGAUGACGAUUUCCGGCCACCGUAUCACAAACUCAACGACUCGCCGGAGCUCAACCCGCUGCCACCACUCCCGCGUCACAAAUUCAAUCCAUGGAUGAGUGAAGUAAACGAUGAUAAAGAAAUAAAAGAACCAAAUGAUGAUGAAGAAGAAGUAGAAGAAGAGGAAGAAGAGUUUUUCUCUCCAAGAGGUUCUUCUGAAGAAAAAGAAAACAAACAACAACACAGUCCUCCACCUCCUUCUCCUUCUACUCUUCUCAAUGCUGGUGCCGCUUCAACCUCACGUGUGUUUCACGUGGAUCAAUUCGUUUCCACAACCUUCACUUCGUACCCUCGUUCCAAUUCCCUCUCUUCUCUCAAUUGCAGCCCCACUAGCGUCAAAUCGUUGCCUCUUAACAACCCCGCUUCUCCUUCUUUCUCUUCCUCUUCUUCUCCCCGGGAGGAAUGGCAGGGAAAGACUUCUCCGGCGACAAAUUUACCUCCUCCGCCGCCGCCACCGCCGCCACCUCCGGUGCGGUUUUGGGAGACCUCGCCAAGUGUUGGUGUUAGGAGUGAGAGUGAGGACACCCCAAAGCCAAAGUUGAAAGCUUUGCAUUGGGAUAAAGUUAAGGCUAGUUCCGACAGGGUCAUGGUUUGGGAUCGCUUGAGACCCAAUUCUUUUCAGUUGAACGAGGACAUGAUUGAAACGCUUUUUAUGGCGAAUAAUUCUAAGGAGAGUUUUGGUGUUGCGACUAGAGACAACAAUGCUAGGCGUCCAAUACUUCAUUCAGCUUCUCCCAUGCCUCACGAAAAUAGGGUGCUUGACCCUAAGAAGUCUCAGAACAUUGCCAUUUUGCUUAGGGCGCUCAAUGUCACUAUUGACGAAGUUUGUGACGCCCUCAGGGAAGGCCAUUGUGAUACAUUGGGAACGGAACUUCUUGAAAGCUUAUUAAAGAUGGCUCCAACUAAGGAUGAAGAGUCUAAGCUGAAGGAGUUUCAUGAUGAGUCACCCUUCAAGCUUGGUCCUGCUGAGAAAUUUCUUAAAGUCGUGCUUGAUAUACCUUUUGCGUUUAAGAGAGUGGAUGCUAUGCUCUACAUUGCUAAUUUUGAUUCAGAAUUAGAAUACCUUAAGAAGUCCUUUGAAACUCUCGAGGUGGCCUGUGGUGAAUUAAGGAAUAGCCGCAUGUUUCUGAAGAUACUUGAAGCAGUGCUGAGAACAGGAAAUCGAAUGAAUGUUGGAACCAAUCGUGGUGAUGCUCAUGCGUUCAAACUGGACACACUUUUGAAGCUAGUUGAUAUUAAAGGAACUGAUGGAAAAACUAGUCUCUUGCAUUUUGUUGUACAGGAAAUUGUCAGAACCGAGGGUUCUCAUAUAUCUGAUUCAAAUCAUCACCAUACCUCUGAUAAUACCCACCAAUAUACACUUCAAGAUGAGGUUGACUUCAAAAAGCUUGGACUGCAAGUUGUUUCAGGCUUGAGUGGGGAGCUCACCAAUGUUAAAAAAGCAGCUGCUAUGGAUUCAGACACGCUGAGUUGUGAUGUUGCUAAACUUGCCAGAGGAAUUGAAAAAGUUGUGCAAGUUGUAAAAUUGAACGAGGAGUCACCUUUGAAAGACACCAACCAAAACUUUUUUGAUGCAAUGAAAGGUUUCUUGAAGAGGGGAGAGCAAGAGAUUUUAGCAAUCCAGGCCCAUGAGAAAAAUGCCCUCUCUUCAGUAAAGGAGAUAACCGAGUAUUUCCAUGGAAAUUCAGCAAAGGAAGAAGCUCAUCCAUUUAGAAUUUUUAUGGUUGUGAGGGAUUUCCUUUCAAUACUAGAUGGUGUUUGCAAGGAAGUUGGUAAAGUAAAUGAGAGGACUUUGGUUGGUUCCCGUCAAUCUGUAAUGCCUGCAAUUCCUAUAAUGCCAACCUUUUUCCCUGAGAUUAUUAUUGGUAAGCAGCCAUAUGAUUCAUCUGAAUCUGAUUAACCUCUCAAAUCCUAUCUGACCCGGCUGUAACAGGUUCAAGUAGUUUGUACACGUUUGGCCAUUGAUGGGUUAUGUUUAUAUCAUCCAAACAUUAUCAUGUGAAGUGACAUUUUCUCUCAAAUCCCACCUGAACUAAAGCCAGUCUUUACCCAUACCUUUGAUGGUGAAAAAAAGCCUAUGCUAUCACAGCUCUUGUCUUCAUAUAGAUCUGUAUAUGUUUUACUACCUAGAUUAUAUAAUGGGUACAUUUUCUCUCCCUUCUGUGCUAGGUUGGCUGCUUCUCUAUAUUUGUAUUCAUAAAGAUCAAUGACAAACUUUGGAUUUGUUUUUAUCUAAACUUUGUAAAUUGAGAAAUGUGAUUUGUGAGUAAGAAGUUGAAAUUACUAACA
Cajanus cajan (pigeon pea) is the source of this 3247-nucleotide messenger RNA. The record is from RefSeq and is a predicted model, not a curated record. NCBI's taxonomy places the organism in Eukaryota, Viridiplantae, Streptophyta, Magnoliopsida, Fabales, Fabaceae.